Brenthis ino (lesser marbled fritillary) is the source of this 1083-nucleotide messenger RNA. The record is from the annotation of a GenBank genome assembly. NCBI's taxonomy places the organism in Eukaryota, Metazoa, Arthropoda, Insecta, Lepidoptera, Nymphalidae.
AUGCCUAUACAAAAUUUGCAUCAACGUGCCAGCGGUCACUUGAUAAGUGCCGCUGGUGCGAUGUGUGACAGGACUGGCUAUGGAAGUACCAUGGGUCACUUCCCCAUGGGCCACAUGUCAGCUAUGGGGGCCAUUGGCACUAUGGGUGCAAUAUCCGCCAUGAACGGCCAAUCACACCAGAAAAAAUCCCAAGAAGAACACAUAAAACGGCCCAUGAAUGCUUUCAUGGUAUGGUCGAGGCUUCAAAGGCGGAAAAUUGCGCAGGAUAACCCGAAGAUGCACAAUUCGGAGAUUUCCAAACGAUUGGGUGCCGAAUGGAAGCUUCUAACAGAAGAUGAGAAGAGGCCGUUCAUCGAUGAAGCCAAACGGCUACGGGCUAUGCAUAUGAAGGAGCACCCCGACUACAAAUAUCGGCCGAGACGGAAACCCAAGACGUUAAGAAAGGAAGGCUACCCUUACUCCAUACCAUAUCCCAGUGUACCCAUGGACGCUUUGAGGGCUGGUAUGGCCGGAGGAGGCAUGACACAGGCUAUGGGAGGCUAUUAUGGUGCAGCGUAUGGGCCACUCGGCGCGAGCAUGGCGGCUGCGGCGGCUGCCGCUGCACAACAAAAUGCUAUAUCUGCCGCUUUGACACCUAAUGCUCAGGUCGGUUCUUCAAUGGACAUGUCGAAAUAUUCAAUCGAGGAUAAAUAUAGGAGCUACAGCAUGUAUCCUGACCCGUCACGAGGAUAUCUAGAUUCAGCUGCACUUUCUAAAGCGUAUAUGUAUAUGGAUCAACAACAGCAACGCUCUUACCCCAUGGAUAUUAGCAAGAUGUACUCUGAAGCAUCAGUGGCUAUGGCAGGUUUGACUUCCACUGUGAAUUCAGCAUCCAGCCUCUCUCCUAGAUCUCCGGCGGAAUCUCCCGACACACAGAAGACACAAGAUCGCGUAGAAGGCAGUUCCUCAUCAGGAUCGAACCCAUCACCCUCCUUACCCUACUACCAGUCCUCGUCCAGUCUCCUCAUGCCACAGUACCCUGGCCAGUACCCACAGAACACGCAAGGUGGGCCAGAGUUUAGAAGACCAUUAACAGUCAUAUUC